AUGGAGUUCUUCAACGCCAAUAUAGACGCCAACGGCCUCGGCUGGAGCGAAAAUAAAGACGGGCUGUUUAGCGAAAACCGGGAGAAGCUCAUUUCCCAGGCGACCAAAGCGCUGCUCGGGAAUUUUCCCGACACCCGCGACCCGGUCGUGUUGGAGCACCGGUUCGCGGCGCUUCGGCGGCUCACCAUAUCCCGAGCUGGUUUCAGCGUGAUCGCCGUCGUGCCCGCUCUGGCGACGAAGGUGGAGGAGAGCGUCGAGGACGCCCUCGGGCUGCAGGAAAUCGGCCUCACGCACACCGUCCUCGAGUUUUUGAACACCCUGAUGACGCCCCAUCACAAUCAUUACGAGGUGAAGCACGAGAUAAUCAACAAAAAUCGUAUUGCGAGUUCCGAAAGCUUUCUGGACCGGCUUAUCCUGUUACUGCAAACGGGUAUCCGUAGUGAGGGUUCUUCUCUGGUGGUGCUCAGUAUUUUGAACUUUUUCGAGUAUCUGCUUUGCCCGCCCUACAGUGAAACAACCGAUCCGAGAGACUUUGAAGUGGGUAUGAGAAAGAUGGUGCGGCUCGUCGGUAAGGGUCUAUUCCAACUUCUCGCUCAUCCGUGUGAUGCGAUUCGCUACGCCGCCGGGCGGCUUAUUCGGGUGAGCAUGGAGGAAGGCACGGAUGAGGAUUUCAGGUUUAUGCAGCAGGCUUCUCUCUCAGAGGGCGGGUUUUUGCAUCAGUUUAACGUCGCCAUCUUCAGUGAGAACCGUCGAUCGCGCGACCUCGCGCGGCGCUUGUUAGCCUACUGGACCUUUGGAAAUACGCCCAUGCAGGAUCUGCUGCGUAGGAUGAUUCCGGUUACCUUACUCCGUUUCUUGCAGUCGUCUGAGGAGCCCCCACCCGAUGAGAUGGAGUCCGAACCGCAAAAGGGGGUCCAGCCAAUGACGGAUGCCUACCGUGAUUCUAAAAGUGGGUUCUUUCGACGGUCUUUUUACCCCUUAAAAGCUCCGCAAACCUUCCACAACGGAGGGGGGGGCCGGAGUGAGGGGAAUGCGCCCAAUAACGUCGACGGCACCGGAAAUGAAGCAGAAAGCCAAAUGCGCCUGCGUCCUCGAAUUGUAAGGCCGAGCACAGGGCUCAACUGGACGUUAUUCUUUUACCAAAUCAAGCAAAACCACAUGCGCCCGGAUCUCAUUUGGAACCAAACGACGCGAAACGAGCUUAAAAAUGCGAUUGAAGCCGAAUUAGCAGCCUUUUGUGCCGGUCAGAAUUUUCGAAGUGAUCGGUCGGUGGCAUGGAAUCACCAAGAGUUCGAGGUGGUUUACCACUCGCUUGCGGAGGAAAUAAAAAUAGGCCAGCACUACCCUCGUUUGCUCUUUGAGAACUCGAACCCGGUUAUCGCGCGUCCAAGGGAGUUCUUUGAUGAUCUUUACCACCACUUCCUGCUUACGGAGAAGCUCCCAGAAAAACUGGAGGCCCUCCACGGUAUGGCACAGCUGUACAAACUUGACGCGAUGACGAUUGGGGAGCUCCGGGAUCUCUCUCACUUCGUGCGCAUGAGCCGCUCCACGACGUCGCCGUUAUUCCGCGACCGUCUGCUUCUUUUCUUCCGUGAGGCCCUCAAGGCGAGGCAUAACGUGAAGCUCUUCCUCGACGCGGAGGGUUUGGAGGCGCUCGUGGAGCUGGUCACCUUGGCGCAUCUGCAUACCGACCGGCCGCAGCUGCGCGUCGCGACCAACGCGAUUGAGCCCGGCCACCCCUCUGAAGCCUCGCGAGAGGGGGAGGGGGAGAAGGAGUGGUUCUACGAGAAGAACGGCGCGAAAUCAGCGCCGGUGUCGUUUAUUCAACUCAAAGAAUUGUACACCGCAGGUGAAAUCCAGGAUUCGGUGAGGGUGUGGGCACAGGGGAUGUCGGGGUGGAGGCAGUUUCGUGAUGUGCCUCAGCUGCGCUGGGGGGUGGUGUGCGCGAACAUGCCGUCCAUCCUCAGUUAUACCGCGGUCACAUGCACCAUCCUGGAUAUUCUUCAGUACAUUUGUGAUCAGUAUCCUUCUCGCAAUUCAAGCGGUGCCGUCAUGCAACCGCUGCCCAAGGUGAAGCGCUACCUUAGCAGUCCGACCGUCUUACCGCAUAUUGUUCAGUUGUUGCUUACCUUUGACUCCGCUGUCUGUGGACGGGUAAACACGCUUCUUUACAGUAUCAUGGAGGAUAACCCUCUCAUGGGGCGUCUUUUUUUCACGGGGUACUACUAUUUCUCAUUGAUUUACACCGCCUCCGAUGUGCUUCCGCUUUCCCGCAUGCUGCACAUGACGCAUCAGCACCAAUCUCUCGUAUAUCAUUCAAACAGCGACGCGACGAAACGGAAGAGCGCGCUCGCACCGCUGCUGCCCCCAGCAAUGGUGUGCUUUCUAGUAAACCACGGACCCGAGCGGUUUGCUGAGGUCUUUCUGGGCGAAUACGAUACCCCUGAAAUUAUCUGGGGAGGGGGCAUGCGCCUCCAUCUGGGGGGUAAAAUCGCGGCUCAUCUCGCCGACUUCCUUCCACGGCUUCUGUCUAACAACACCCUGCCCUAUCAGUACUGCCCUAUUGGUAGCAUCACGUAUGAGGAGCUGCGGCAGGAGUUGUUCUGCACCGAUUACUACCUGCGUCAUUUGUGCGAUACGGUGCGGUAUCCGAACUGGCCUAUCCGCGACGCCGUUUCCUUUUUGGCCGACCUGCUGUCGGCUUGGCGGGAUGAGCUCAACAAGGAGCCGUGUGGCCUCUCGUGGGAGGGCUGCCUGAAAACGUUGGAGCUGGAGUGGUCGGACGAGGCGGCAACGCCGCAGAGGAUUCGAAAGGCCUACUUUGAGCUAGCCACGCGCUACCACCCUGACAAGAACCCAGAGGGUCGGGAGCGAUUUCAAGCAAUCCACGAAGCCUAUACGUUUCUGAUGAGUGAUACUGUGCAGCCUGAGGGGCCUGAUCUGCAAAAUAUCUACCUUAUUUUACAAUCCCAGUGCAUUUUAUUCAAGCGCUGCGCCGAGGUGCUAAAAGCGUACAAAUACGCCGGGUAUGAGAUGCUGUUUAAGCUUCUUCGCAGUGAGCUGGCCGAUCACGAGAUGCUGCGGAAGCAAGUGCUUCUUGUCCUACCCGCGACGGAGCUUUGCCACCUCACCGUCGAGAACGUUCCGCUUAACGCGGAUGAGCUGCAGGCGGAAGGCGGCAUUCAGUUGCUCGGCGAGGUCGCAUCCCGUUGCUUUGACCUCAUCACCCCAAACUCCGCGGCGGACGCGAUCCACGUGAGGGUAGCUGUGCACUGCAUGUGGACCUUCGCGGCGGUCGCACGAUUUUCGGACUGCCAGCGGAAGCUCCGUGAGCUUCCAGCGAUCCCCAAACUCACCGCUAAAGGGGUGGCGUACGAGAACGCGCUCGAGCUUUCACGUGCAUGCAUUCAAGCCUGUGAGGCGCAGUGCCUGGAUCUGGAGCUGCAGUUGCGGUUGAUCGAUGCGGGGGUGGUGUGGCAUCUGUUGAGGGCCCUGCUGCGUUACGACCCGACGCUGGAGAGCGCAGGGGUGGAGCUGGAAGAGUCUCAUCACAUUCAGCUUUCUCGGAAUUACGUGGCGGUGUUCGCGAUGAGGGCGUUGUGCGCCCUCGCAGGGUUCGCGCCGGAUUCCACCCGCCCCGCCACGCAGCCCAAUGAGGCGGUGCGGUGCCUCUUGAAGCGGCUGUUGACGCCCUAUCUCCUCCACAUGAUCGCCACCACGCCUGGUCGUGAGACCGAAGUGCUUGGUCGUCUGAAUGGCGAUUCUGAGACUCCCCACUUCUACUGGAAUCAUACCUGUCGCGCCGAGCUCGAGGAGUUGCUGGAGAUGAACUCCAGUCGAUGUCUCAAAGGGGAAAUGACAGGAGAUGAAGGGAUGGCCUUGUUGUGCGCUGGGGACUUUUCCUAUACACUGCACCAAAAUGAGGUCUCCGUCGGAGGGGUCUUUCUGCGCUUGUACAAAGCUCAACCGGACUUCCGCAUCGAGGACCCUGUGGUCUUCUUCUCGGCACUUAUCGAGGACCUAGAGGCUUGCCCACCCAACACUACCUCGGCAUCACGUGUUGCGCUCGUCGUGACGUCGCUUAAACAUCUCGUCCGUAGCCACUUUCACGAGCUUGAAGGUCUUGCGGCGCAGCAUGCCGCCACACUGGUCGAACUGCUCGAUGCUUCGUCUCCUAGCGAGAUGCUGAUACCAGCCUUGAAUCUUCUUGAGCACUUAAUAGAUUCAGAAAGCUUCGCCGAGUCGAUCUGUAAGGUGCGUUUAGCGAUAUCCAGAUUGACGAUCCUUCUGGGAAGCCCGUCCGGGGUUGAGGUUCACAAAUCCUCUUUGCAACUCCUUAUGCGACUCCUUGCGUAUCGGCCGAUGGUCCAAGACGUCCUAGAUCGCGGGAUGCAUCUGAUUCUUUUACUUCUUUACGCGUCUGGCGACACUAAAGAAAUAAAAGAGAUGAGCUGCGUCUGCCUUGCAAAAGCCCUUUGCGAUAAACUAAUUGGGCCGAAGCUCUACCUGAGCUGCACGCAGUACCUCCCACAUAUUUUUCUAGAUAUCGUCAAGGAAGGCAACCCCGCGCACGCGUGCGCCGUCCUAGAGGCACGAGAGCAGAGCCCGGAGCUUAUCUGGAGCGAGGAUCGGCGAGAACGAUUGGUGCAGCAGACGUCGGUGUGUCGAGAUGCCAUCGUGUGUGCGCUUGUUGAGGACCCUCUACAAAAGUGGAGUCCCACACAGGAGUUGGAUGCCAUGGAGGGAGCGCCGGUGGGUGAGAUUCAGGUAGGUGGGGUAUUUCUUUCGCUCUACGUACAGAGCCCAAUGUGGCAAGUCCGCAAGCCCAAAGAAUUUCUGCUAGCACUUCUGGAACGGUACGUCGCGGUCUGUCAACGGGUGCAGGGGGCCUCCGAUCUUUCGCCGGCCGAUGUGCAUCUACUCGACUUGCUCACGCAAUCCGGCGUGCUUCUCCUCAGCUCUUCUAACGAGCUGAAGGACUACAGCUCGAGCUUGGGGUACACGCACAAGUUGGUGUCGUUUUUGACCUCCCCCAAUGAGGCCGUGGCGACAUCAGCCCUUCGUUGGCUGAACGAGAUGUGGACGUCGACGUUGUGUGUGGAAGCGACCAUGCCAGUUGACGCAAUCGGGCCGCUGCUCAAGUGCAACGCUCAGCACCCUGUUGCGGAGCCGCUGUUUUUCGAUACCCUCGCAAGGUUCAUCACCUCCUCGACGCCGCGCGUCGGCGUCCUCGCACUGGCAGCGCGGUACAGUUUGUUGCGAAUGCUGCUGCAGCGACUCGAGAACAGCACGACAGUAGGGGAGGCGCUGCGGGAACCCCCGUCGGCCACUCGCGCGCGCAUCAUCAAGGUCAUCAAGGCGAUGGUGAACCUCCGUGAUCCGACCCAUGGCAAGGAUCUUGAGAGUCUGCUGCGGAAGAGCUCCGUUUGGGAGAAGUACAAGGAUCAAAGUCAUGAUCUCUUUUUACUCCACGCGCAGCCAGACGGCAUGGGGGGACGCCUGAUUGGCGCCCCCACUCGGGCGGCGCGGUCGUCCUCCGACCUUCGCGCUGCAGGCGAAAUGCUUGCCCUGACCUUUCCUGCGCAUUCGCAGAUGAACUCCACGACAGAGCCACCACCUCUUCAUGACGAUCAACAGGACACCAACACAUCAGCAGAGGCAGAAAAAAAUAUAAAGACUGUCCUGGGAAUAGGCUGA
This is a messenger RNA of Phytomonas sp. EM1, 5697 nucleotides long. The record is from the annotation of a GenBank genome assembly. NCBI's taxonomy places the organism in Eukaryota, Euglenozoa, Kinetoplastea, Trypanosomatida, Trypanosomatidae.